This is a messenger RNA of Prosopis cineraria, 1419 nucleotides long. RefSeq names its product cysteine-rich receptor-like protein kinase 10. Gene Ontology annotation, biological process: protein phosphorylation. The transcript has 6 exons. The record is from RefSeq and is a predicted model, not a curated record. Gene Ontology annotation, molecular function: ATP binding; protein kinase activity. Bases 1 to 1125 code for a protein of 374 amino acids. NCBI's taxonomy places the organism in Eukaryota, Viridiplantae, Streptophyta, Magnoliopsida, Fabales, Fabaceae.
AUGGCCGGCGUGUCCAUGUCGGAUAUGUAUCCGACACGGACACGCGUUCAGUACGCAGGAACGGGCGCGUCCCUUUUCCCAGUUUCUGGCAGACGCAGGCGGACGCGGCUUCACGGUUCACUCUGUGUCGCUGCCCUCACCCGCUCAUCGUCUGCUCUGCCUCAGUCUUCGUAUUCGACCGUCUGCUCUAGCUCAACAUCUUCGACCGUCUGCUUUGGCUCAACGUCUUCAACCGUCUGCUCUGCCUCACCAUCGUUCUUCAGCUUCAUUGGAAAUAGCAACAUAUCAAGAACUGUCACAAUCGUUGUUGUGCCACUUGGUGUUUUUAUCGCACUUCUUAUUUUGAUAUGCAUCUAUUUUGCUGUUCGGAAAUCAAAGAGAACAGUUGAAAAUUCAAAUGAACGUGCUCAAUUGAAUUGGGUGAUACGCUACAAGAUUAUAGGAGACAUUGCUGGUGGUCUUCUUUAUCUUCAUGAAGAUUCAAGAUUACGUGUUAUUCAUCGAGAUCUCAAACCAAGUAAUAUUCUUUUAGAUGAAGAGUUGAAUCCCAAAAUAUCAGAUUUUGGCAUGGCAAAGCUAUUUGUUGUAGACCAAACUCAAAGUAAUACAAGUAGAAUAGUUGGAACUUAUGGAUAUAUGGUACCAAAAUAUGUAAUGCAUGGACAAUACUCUGUCAAAUCAAAUGUUUUCAGUUUUGGCAUAUUGGUUUUAGAGCUUAUAAGUGGCAGAAAGAACAACAGCAUCUUCGAUGAAGAGAAUUCACAUGAUGUUUUAAGCUUUGCAUGGAAAAAUUGGAGGGAAGGGACAGUCAUGAAUAUAGUAGAUCCUGUAUUAAACAAUGGUUCGAGAAAUGAAGUAAUGAGAUGCAUCCACAUUGGAUUAUUAUGUGUUCAAGAAAAUGUGGCUGACAGGCCAAACAUUGCUUCAGUUGUACUUAUAUUGAAUAGCUUCUCUUUGUCUCUCCCUUUACCUUUAAGACCUCCACUUUUAACGAAUAGUACAGGUUCAAGUGAGGUACAUUUUAAUGAGUACAGCUUAGAGGCAACAAGAUCAAGUGAACCAAGAAGUAACACUAUUCGAGGUUCAAUAAAUGAGGCCUCAAUUACUGAACUAUAUCCAUGUUAGAUUAUUGUCUUGAAGUUUUGGUAAGUAAAUAAAAUUAUUAGAUAUUGACAAUUUCCCAGGCAUGAAAGUUUGGCCGCUUGUAUAUAUGAAUACUUAUGCUAAUGCAAAAUAUUAUGGAUUGUUAAGCCUUUUUACCGUUAAAAAAAACAAGAAGUUGAGUUUCUCUUUGCAUUUUACUAGUUUUUGUUUGACUACAUAUGAAGAAAGAUUUCCUACCCAUGUAUCAAAGAUGGCUCCCCUUGUAGUUAUAAAGGGGGAGAUUCUGGAAAGGAACAUUGGAGCCUUUGGCUAGCA